AUGUUUGGAACAAAGAUUGGCCAGAAUUAUGUCGAUGCUUGUGCUGCAACGCAGGCAGCAGGUCCGACUACUGAUGCAAACGGAUGUGAAUCUUAUACGGCAACUUGUACAUGUACUGCAGGAAAUACAAAUUGCCAAGUACAACUUUUUGAUGCUGUUGCACUUGGCGGUAAUAAUGUUGGAAACGUUCCAUUUACGGGCACUUUCACAAUGACCGUUAUAUGUCCGCCAGGAAGCAAUGGAUUAUUCUUUCAAGGCACAACAACAGCAAAUGGAGUUACCACCACUAUUAGCAAUUUUAUGUCUGCAAAUUGCGUUAAUGCCUAA
Molecule: messenger RNA, 327 nt
Organism: Enterobius vermicularis (human pinworm)
Lineage: Eukaryota; Metazoa; Nematoda; Chromadorea; Rhabditida; Oxyuridae
Source: the annotation of a GenBank genome assembly